AAAGACAUUAAAGGAUUAGAGCAUAACUAAUGCACCGCAGGAUUACAGCCGAACGGGGCUGGAGACAGAGCUGGAGGUAAACAGAGGCGGAAAAAGACCGAGAGGGGCCUGCAGCGACGCAGAGACUGAUUCAUAUCUUGCAGAAAUUAAAGAUUGAAAGGCUGCAUGGCGCACUCAGGUGAAGACGCGCUCACAGCGACGAAUAUAGAGAGGAUUAUCGAGUGUAUCAGAGAGGAUGAUCAGAAAGGACUGAAGGCAGAACUACAGCAAUUUAAUCGAGAGUAUGCGCAGUGCUUCUUCUAUGAUUUGGAGGAGAGAGAGAAAAGAAAAAGGCUGGAGCUAGAAGAGUUCCGAAAGAAUAAAGUGCGGGAUUACGUGUCAGACUCAGAUUCAGACUACGAUGAAUCCGGCAGCCCAGAAGUCCUUUUGAGACAGGCCCUGGCUACGGUUUUGAUCAGGUUCCUCCAGACUGAACCGCAAGGGCGUGUGCUGAAAGCGUGCCUGAGAUCCCUACGGAUUCUCUCCAGGGACAAAAAGGUUCUGGGCCCUCUGAUCACGGACAGGGCUCUCCUCGCUCUGGCGCGCCUGGGCGGCAUCAGCCAGGCGCCGGUUCCCAAAGAAGACUCCGACGGUGACCCGGACCUCUACAGUGACAUCCUCGAGGCCAUCUCCGAGAGCAAACUGGGCCGAGCGGACGAGGACGAUCGCGGCGGCGAGGAAGACGACGGAUCCGGGGCCGCGAGCGGCGAAGCCAACGACCCCGGGGCCUGGGGCCUGAGCGAUUGGUGCGGCGAGAGGAAGGCCAGCACGUUUUCCAACAUGAGCCUCGGACCCUCGAGAAGACGGAGCAGCGUCUACAAAGCUCUCACGCCGGGGAAAAGAGACAGCAGAGGAAGCCUGGGAGGAGGAGAGGAGGAGGAGGAAAAAGAAGAAAAGGCCGACGAUGGAGGCAACAGGAAGGAGGUCAUGAAAAUCUUCUGUAACAUUAUUUACAACAGCGCUUGGGCACAAGAGAGAGCCAGCGAACUCGGUCUCCUCUGUGGUCUGACAGAAAAGCUAAAUAAGGAGUUUCAGUCCGCAUCUUCUCCUUGCGGUCAGUUUUAUGCCCUCCGGUUGAUGUUUUUACUGACGGCGUUGAGGCCUGAGCUCAGAGCGCAGCUGAAACAAGAGGGAGGAGUGCCGUUGUUGAGCGCAGUGCUGGAGAAGAGUUUAUCGGUGCAGUGGAAGGAGGAGUACGAGGUGGUGCUGGACCCCGCAGCGCCUCCUAUAAGCGUGGAGGACUCACAGCAGGCUCAGGAGGCCCUCAAGAUCCUCUUCAACAUCACACACAGCACACACGCUCAGGAACCCGAAGAGGGAGAUGCCUCUCUCUAUCGCCACCUGGCGGCGGUUUUGCGUCACUGUCUGAUGGUGUCCUGUGAGGAGGAGGAAGCUUCAGACGAGUUAAAGGGGCACGCAGCGAAUAUGUUGUCUGCUCUCCCGUUGAGCUGUCUAGACGUUCUGGUAUCUGUGCCUCUGGCUCCAGACUCACAGCAGAUGAACGGAGCCAACAUGGACUGUGUGCACAACCUGCUCAUGUACAUGGAGAGAAAACUGGAGCAGGGUGAAAAGGUCAAAGAGAGACUGACCCCUGUCCUGAACUUGCUGACCGAAUGCUCCAGAGCUCACAAAGACACAAGACACUACCUCAGACAACAGAUUUUGCCUCCAUUAAGAGAUGCCAGCACUAAACCGGAGGAGGGAAACACCAUGAGGAACCGUCUGGUCAGACUGAUGACAAACCUGGACACGGAGCUUAAACACUGCGCUGCUGACCUGCUCUUCGUGCUGUGCAAAGAGAACGUGAGGCGUUUUGUGAAGUACACUGGAUAUGGAAAUGCCGCUGGGCUCCUGGCCACCAGAGGCUUGCUAGGAGGUCAGAGGUCAAAGGUCACGUCGUCAGGCACUCGGUACUCUAGCGACUCGGACUCAGACACCGAGGAGUACCGGCAGAUCAAAGACCGCGUGAAUCCAGUGACGGGACAGGUGGAGGAGGAGCAGCCCGAUCCCAUGGAGGGAAUGACCGAGGAGGAGAAGGAGGAGGAGGCUCACCGGCUCAUCAGUCUUUUUAACAAACUCUCAAAGGAUAAUAUGAUUCAGCCAAUGGGAUUGAACGAAGAGGGUCAGCUGGUGCCGCUGUCGGAGCUCAGCGACCUUUCGAUGGAGGAGAAGAAAUCGGAGGAAGACCACGAUGACCUGGAGAACGUGGAGUAGAAUCGGCAUAGAUGUGAUUUAAACUGACUAGAAAAGUAAUACAGAUGUAAUGUUAUAAUACGUAGUUUAUCACAUGACCUCACCUACACAAAACCUUAAAUAUUUCCUGAACACAUCUAAUUAUUUAAUACUUUAAUUAACACACGACCAGUCUCAAAAGUUUGGAUCAAUAGGAUUUUUUUGAAAUAACUUAAUACUUAAGCGUGGAUGCAAUAAAUUAAUCGAAAGUGACAGUAAAGAUAUUGCUUACAUCACAUUAUAAAAUUAAAUGACAUUAAAAAUGUUUAAAAUAAUUUUAAUAAAAAAGUGCAAAUUAUAUUGAAUUUGGAAUAAUGAUUUUUACAGUGUCUCUUAUGAAAUAAAACAACGUGGGAACAAGAGACUUUUUUCAAAUUAAAAAAUCUUACCAAACUUUUGAAAGGUAGCGUAUGUAUAAAUACUAAAGAUUACGUCAUAAUGAUUCAGUUAGUCGAUACAUAGAUGUGUUGUGAAGGACUGUAUGUUCUUUAAAUGUUCAUUUCUUUUCUGUGAAUGUAGAAUCGGCGGGAAAGGUUAGUCAGUAGCGUCCUGAACAGGUGGCUGGGCAUGAGGUUCUUGGUUUUUAUUUAUGUUGCGCGGCCCACGGCGAAGUCCCCUCCGCAUAGCUGAACAUUAAAUCAUAAACCUACA
Messenger RNA from Puntigrus tetrazona (Sumatra barb), 2922 nucleotides. RefSeq names its product synembryn-A. The record is from RefSeq and is a predicted model, not a curated record. Gene Ontology annotation, cellular component: plasma membrane; cytoplasm. NCBI's taxonomy places the organism in Eukaryota, Metazoa, Chordata, Actinopteri, Cypriniformes, Cyprinidae. Gene Ontology annotation, molecular function: guanyl-nucleotide exchange factor activity; G-protein alpha-subunit binding. Gene Ontology annotation, biological process: G protein-coupled receptor signaling pathway. The coding region runs from base 166 to 2253 and encodes 695 amino acids. The transcript is spliced from 14 exons.